CGAAAACGAAACUCAACUUCAACGACAGGUCAUCCACUUUUGAUCCUCCAAGCCGGGAUAUCUUUCCGCCCCAAUUGUUCCACUGCAGGUACCCAUAACUCAGAAUAGCAUGAUGCCCAUGCUUCCGGAUAAAUCCUCAGUGAGGCCAUGUGCGUUGCCUAUCAGCCGCCCUGUCAAGCUUUGGCACCCAAUCGCAACCCCCACUCGGGAGAUGAGCCGCAUCAAUAUAUAUCAAUUUCGGCUCUUCAGGAUCGAGCAGAGGCGGUUCUCGAGACUAAAUGUGCCUUCGCGGUACUUCCACAUCUCUGGACAUUGCUCCAGAUAGCCCUAUACUCGAGAAUAUCGAGACGAUCACAGCGCCAUACUGUCUUUGGCGACCACUGAGUCGCCGCUUCGUCCUCACUACGCCAAUCGAUUUGUUGAUAAAAGCGCUUCUGGGCCACUCUCAAGAGUCCAUCUUUUGGUCUGUGCAAGUGCCGCGUCUGGCCCAAACGCCAGUUCCCACAUUCAGCAGCUACCCGGGUCCACAGGAGCAUCGUGCCAUUAGACCAGAACGCACCUCUGGACAAAUUCGUGAUGGGAGGGCUCAUUUUCACUACUGACGUGUUGAUUCUGCAUUGAGAGAAUAUAGGUAUGGCUUCUGGAGCAGUCCCUGUCAGGUCGGCACCCACCGACACAUCAACUCUUCAGAUAUUGGAAGCAUUCCUCGAGGGGUCCAUCUACGCACUCACUCAUGUGGUGUAACAAGGGCUAAUUAUCCCUCCAAGGAAUUCCUAGCACCAUAUCAACUUGCACCGCUCGUGCUCUAGCCUCAUCUCUAGCGUAUGCAGCAAAUGUCGUGGAAGACUCCAUCCGAGAAGAUACCGACCUCAAACUGCCAUGGCUGGAUAUUCUGGCGCGCCACAAGUCCAUCCUCAACGCUAAUCACCGAUUCUGUUCAAGCUUUGAAGGACUGCGAAUUUCUAUGGUCGUGGAGCGAGGCCUUCAGAGAUUGAGAUACUGCUAGCGGGUCCAACACUGUCUACCAUGUCCAAUCUACUAUGUCGAGGUAAGUCCACUAUCGAGUUGAACGUUUCCUGAUCUCCUUGUACUUUCUAUAUGAGGUAAUAGGGUAUUCUAGAAACAUGAGCUAAAGGUGGACAUCAUCCCUUCUCUUUUCUUAGGAAACCCCCCAGAAUGUAUCUGGGAACUCAUAGGACCAGGGCCUUGAGAAUGACGAAAAGCUCAGCAAUAUGUAGUGAAUGGGACUAAUCUAGCGUGAUCCAAAGUUGCCAAGCCGUCAUAUUUAUUUUGUGGAUUCGCCCAUGCCUAACUAGGUAUUCGUUGAUUCCGCCACGAAAGAUGCGUGGGUGAUCGGGAGCGGGAACUAGCAUUGGCCUCGCGCACCCCGCCUGUCCUACCCGCGUCAUGACUCCACUUUACAUGAUCGAGUAACUGCAGGAAUCUCAGUGUUGGGCGUUGAAAGACAUUGAAGACUCAUAAACGAUUGCAUACAAACGCUCGCAAGAUAUGCUGACUAGUUCUCCGCAGUCUUGAUAUCAAGUCUCGUCAGUAUAGGUUGGUCAAGAGCCCCUGCCCAGAUAGGUAGGGGCCAAUCUGAUAUCACGAAUGUGGGUCAGACCUGCAAGCUGCAGAGCCUCUAGACUCCUACUCAUUCAGACCGAUAGUGUUGGCUAGAUCUAGGUCUACAUGCAGUGCUACCCUUCAAUGGCAGCCCAGCACGGAACAGUUUUCUGGCUUUAUGCAUGCAAGUUUAUCUAUAGCACCUUCAAAGCAAUGCAGCGGUCUGCCCCUGCCAGUGGGUGAGGAGUGGGGGGUUUCGCUACCCGUCUCGAAUCUACUGACUUCGUCUGCCACUACAAUGGCGGAGGCCAUGGUUUUGAUUGCUGACGUAUCUCUUAUACCUUUGAUCACGCACACAGACCCUUUUGUCACCUCCCAGCUUUCCUUCACACUCUCAUUGCUUCUGUGCUGUCCUGAGUUACUCUCGUUGAUACACCAAGCUCAACUGUUAUUCUCCUUCGUAUACCUCCAUGUACGACCGCAGACCGGAAUUAUGAUGCAGAGGGCGAUUGGAUAUUUUCUCGUAAAGAAAGGUGAUGGCACAAUUCCCCAAGGAGCGACCCUAACAGGGAGCGGUAGAAAGGUCCAACUGACGAAAGAAAAAUGGCGAAAUUACUUCUUCGACGGGGACUUUCGAAACGAGUCCCGAGAGACUCUUACUGAAAUUAACGGCAGCGUCACAGCUAGUUGGCUAUACCACAACCAAUGUAUGAAGAAUUUGACGGAAGAGCAAUCAUUCGAAGGGGCUCUAUACAAGAGAGACAGGGAGAACUACACAUUCGCCCCUGAAGGGUUGGACGAUUCUGUAUUCUUCCGGGAGAUGACGAGGAUGAACGUGAAAUGCGCCAUAACCUACAAUACAUUCUUCAUUCAGUUCAUUCUGGACACAAUGAUUGACAAAGCAAUCAGCAACGACUUCGUCCCACUUGGAGGAGGUCAGCGCAUUCAGCUCCUUCCUUCCCUCAAGUACCUACGCGAAUGCAAGAAAAAUCAGUUGGCCGCUUUCGUCAUGGAUGAAAAACUGUUGGUUCUUUGGGAUGAUGAUCCGAAGGAGAUAUUCAAGCGGGGGUUCGAUAUCGAGGCCAAAAUUGUACUAAAUAUCUGGGGGCCGUGGGAUGGGUGGUCGAAGGAACAGUGGAAAAUCGCCGCUAAAGAGCUUGGGGUAUCUGAAGGAACGCUUUCUCCUGCUGAGAUUGAGGAUGCAAGGAUGGAAAAGAAGCGAAAAACGCUUCUUAUCAAUCCCAUCAUCGUUGGUCUUACUCUGACCUUGCUCUUCAGCGCACUGGGGCUGGGUGCCAGGGGUCUAGCACAGGAGAUCGCAGUCGAUGGCGAUUAUCGGCGUCUGAUACUUCUCCUCGCCGUUCCAGCUCAAAUCUUCGUCUCUCUCUUUUUCAUGCAGAUUGUUAUCACCAACAUUGCUCAGGUGCUCGGCCCAGUCAAUCAGCUCAAGAAGAACUCAAAAUUCUAUUCCGGAAAUGCACCACCCCGAGUUGAACACGAUGAUACGCUCCCACACGUCACUAUCCAAAUGCCUGUUUACAAAGAAGGUUUGAUCGCGGUCAUCAUGCCGACUGUUUUGUCCCUCAAAGCCGCGAUGGCAACCUACGAGAUGCAGGGCGGAUCCUCCAACAUCUUCAUCAACGACGACGGCAUGCAGCUUCUUCCCGAAGCAGAAGCCCAGGCUCGACGUAACUUCUACCAGGAACACAACAUUGGCUGGGUAGCUCGACCUCCUCACAAUCCCAACCCAGGGAAGAACGAAAAGGAUAACGGCCAGAGGAAAUUUGUUCGUAAAGGAAAGUUUAAAAAAGCAUCCAAUAUGAACUACGCUUUGAUGAUCAGCAACAAAAUUGAGGACAAGCUGCUCAAGAUUGGACGUCACCAAACCUGGGCUCCAGAGGAAGAGCAAGAAGCCUACGACUGCUGUCUAGCGGAGGUUCUGGCUGAGGAAGAGGGCCGUGCCUGGGCGGAAGGCAACAUCCGCGUGGGCGACUACAUCCUGCUGAUUGACUCGGACACUCGAGUACCACAGGACUGUUUGCUUGAUGCAGCUACCGAGAUGGAGCAAUCGCCUGAGGUCGGGAUCUUACAGUACUCCUCAGGGGUAAUGCAGGUAACCGACACUUUCUUCGAGAAUGGUAUCACGUUCUUCACGAACCUCAUCUAUACCGCAAUUUGCUUUACCGUUGCCAACGGCGACGUCGCACCCUUCGUCGGCCACAAUGCAAUUCUCCGUUGGUCUGCACUACAACAAGUCGUGUACAAAGAUGAAGACGGCUACGAGAAAUUCUGGUCCGAGUCCCACGUUUCAGAGGACUUCGAUAUGUCCCUCCGCUUGCAAGUUGAAGGCUACAUCAUCCGUCUUGGAGCAUACACUGGUGAUGGUUUCAAAGAAGGAGUCUCACUCACAGUCUACGACGAGCUGAAUCGCUGGGAGAAAUACGCAUACGGAUGCAACGAGCUGCUGUUUCACCCUUUCCGACUCUGGAUUACCCGUGGACCGUUCACGCCUCUCUUUCAGAAGUUUCUCAUGUCAAAUAUUCGAUUCACGUCAAAAAUUACUAUCCUGUCGUACAUCGGAACUUAUUAUGCCAUCGGCGCGUCUUGGAUUCUGACAGUAGCGAAUUAUUUUUUGAUCGGCUGGUUCAAUGGCCAUCUGGACAAAUACUACCUUGACUCGUUUAGAGUCUUCUUCUCACUCAUACUUGUCUUCAGCGCUCUUGGCAAUGUAUCUCUUGCCAUCUUACGCUACAGACUUGGGAGAGGUGAUCUCCUCGCGGGUCUCUUCGAAAACUUCAAAUGGCUCCUCCUAAUGACCAUUUUCCUCGGCGGCAUCUCCCUCCACGUCUCCCAAUCCCUCCUCUCCCACUUCUUCGAAAUCGACAUGACCUGGGGCGCCACCGCCAAGGAAGUCGAGACCGUCGAUUUCUUCGAAGAACUACCACGACUUUUCAAGCGCUUCAAGAUAACGUUCAUCUUCUGCUUUGGAAGUGCGAUUGGUAUGGUGGUUUGUGCCAAAUACGUGCCGUGGCAGUGGCAGAUCAGGGAUUUCGUUCCGAUUUUCCCACUGUGCUCGGUGGUUGUUAGUCAUGCUUUGUUGCCGAUUGCGUUGAAUCCUGCGUUGAUGACUUUUACUUGGUAGAGAAGAUGGAUCUUACAUAUAUGAAUUGUUUAGUGCAUCAGAUAAUACCGUUUGAAGGAUGAUGUACUAUUUGGCUUUGGGAAUUUUCGUUGCAUAUGGUAUUAUAGCGUUCAUGUACAAGCGGAUACCAUGAGGCGCUCAUUCUCAGAUCGAGCAGGCCUGCGUAAACUGAAUUUUGAGAUAUUUAAGGAUGACACUUGAUAGACAAGCUGGUUUUCAGAUGAUAGAAUCCUACGAAAUAGUAAUGCAAUGUACAAGAUGCCGC
Molecule: messenger RNA, 4970 nt
Organism: Cadophora gregata
Lineage: Eukaryota; Fungi; Ascomycota; Leotiomycetes; Helotiales; Ploettnerulaceae
Exons: 4
Coding region: 1742-4705 (987 amino acids)
Source: RefSeq, a predicted model, not a curated record